UACUUUUCAUAUGUUAAAAUAAAACACACUCAAAAAUUUGUCACAAGCAAACCAACAAACACAAACAAGGUUUCUUCCUUAAACUAAUCAAAAUCUCUCUCUCUCUCAUCUCCUUGAAACCAAACCAAUCCAAUGCAAAGAAAUUUCUAAACAACAACAUCGAUUGUACCAUGUCACUAUACGAUGCUACUUUCAUCGACAAACAACUUUCGAGACGAACAACAAUAUUCGGUCUCCGUCUCUGGGUCCUCAUCGGAAUCCUCGUCGCUUUCUUCAUCGUCCUCUCUCUCUUCCUUCUCUCUCUCUGCUUCACCUUCCGCCGCCGCCAUAAAACCAAACUCAACCACCGCCCUCCCGUCGUUUCCAAGGAAAUCAAAGAAAUCAUCAACCACGCGCCACCUCUCUCCGAGAUCCACGUCGACACAGUGAAGUUGGAGCUCCACAAUUUCAACAACAACAACAACAACCACCCUGUCUCAUACAGUGGGGAGAGCAGAGGAACUGGCAGUGUGUGUGAAACGGUGUCGUCUUUGGGAAGUGUGGUGGGUCCCGAAGUUUCGCAUCUUGGGUGGGGUAGAUGGUAUACUUUAAGAGAACUUGAAGCUGCUACUAAUGGUUUGUCUGAACACAAUGUUAUUGGUGAAGGUGGUUAUGGAAUUGUUUACAGUGGUGUUCUUCCUGAUGGUACCAAAAUUGCUGUUAAGAAUCUUUUGAAUAACAAAGGCCAAGCUGAGAGAGAAUUUAAAGUUGAAGUAGAAGUAAUAGGUCGUGUGCGCCACAAGAAUCUUGUUAGGUUGCUUGGAUACUGUGUUGAAGGGGAAUACAGGAUGCUUGUGUAUGAAUAUGUUGAUAAUGGCAAUCUGGAACAAUGGCUGCAUGGAGAUGUUGGACCUGUAAGCCCUGUGACAUGGGAAAUCCGGAUGAACAUUAUAUUGGGCACGGCGAAAGGAUUGGCUUAUCUUCACGAGGGUCUUGAACCGAAAGUUGUCCACCGAGAUGUGAAAUCAAGUAACAUACUCCUUGAUUGCCAAUGGAACCCCAAGGUUUCUGAUUUUGGUCUUGCUAAGCUUCUGCAUUCCGAGCACAGUUAUGUCACGACUCGAGUGAUGGGGACAUUCGGUUAUGUUGCGCCCGAGUACGCCUGCACUGGAAUGUUGAAUGAGAGGAGCGACGUGUAUAGCUUUGGGAUACUGAUCAUGGAAAUGAUCACCGGAAGAAUUCCUGUCGAUUAUAGCAGACCACAAGGAGAGGUUAAUUUGAUUGAGUGGUUAAAAAAUAUGGUUGGAAGUCGAAAAGCUGAGGAAGUAGUCGAUCCUAAGCUUUCGGAGAAGCCAUCUUCAAAGGCUCUUAAACGUGCUUUGUUGGUUGCUCUUCGAUGUGUUGAUCCUGAUGCCGCAAAGAGGCCUAAAAUGGGACAUGUGAUUCAUAUGCUUGAGGUUGACGGCCUCUUAUUUCGCGACGAUCGAAGGAUCGCCGGAGAAUCUUCUCGUUCUGAUCGUGAUUAUGUACAAGAUCAUAAGGGUUCAAGUUUAGACAAAUAUCGGAUAGGCGAAGAAUCUUCUCGUUCUGAUCGAGAUUAUGUACGAGAUCAUAAGGGUUCAAGUUUAGAUAAAUAUCAGAUAGGCGAAGAGAUCACCGUUCAAAGUGAAGAUGAUAGUAGUAGAAGUCACUAUCAACCCACUAGGUUGAGAUGACAAUAGAUUUUUAUUGUAAAUUGGACAUCCUCUGAGCACAAUCAUAAAGAUUAAUCUAUCAAGUCAGAUAGGACCGCAAUGAACGCAAAAUACUCCCUCAAGAAACGAUAGUAAUUUGAUAAUUGAGAUAGCAAUGUGUAUUAUCUUUUGUUCUUAAAUAGUUUACCAAUAUUUAUUUCUUCUUGAUUGAAUGAAGAAACAAACAAUCAUUUUUUUCUUUCUCUUGUUUACAUAAUUUUCCUCAUUGGCACCUA
Molecule: messenger RNA, 1948 nt
Organism: Cicer arietinum (chickpea)
Lineage: Eukaryota; Viridiplantae; Streptophyta; Magnoliopsida; Fabales; Fabaceae
Product: probable serine/threonine-protein kinase At1g01540
Biological process (GO): protein phosphorylation
Molecular function (GO): protein kinase activity; ATP binding
Source: RefSeq, a predicted model, not a curated record